Sipha flava (yellow sugarcane aphid) is the source of this 3358-nucleotide messenger RNA. Its product is annotated as transcription factor SOX-21-like. Gene Ontology annotation, biological process: anatomical structure morphogenesis; cell differentiation; regulation of DNA-templated transcription. Gene Ontology annotation, molecular function: DNA-binding transcription factor activity, RNA polymerase II-specific; RNA polymerase II cis-regulatory region sequence-specific DNA binding. The transcript is spliced from 2 exons. NCBI's taxonomy places the organism in Eukaryota, Metazoa, Arthropoda, Insecta, Hemiptera, Aphididae. The record is from RefSeq and is a predicted model, not a curated record. The coding region runs from base 172 to 1515 and encodes 447 amino acids.
CCGCGACGGGCGGCCCUCUGCAGCUGACCGGCCGUACACGUCCACACGUUCCGCGUCGUAUCCGACGUUCCGCCGCGAGUCACCGUCACCGCGUUACCGUUCCGCACGCCUUUGAAACGGCGCGCGGUGUACGCUGCGGCCGACCGCCGACGGUACAUUGUCACCGCGAUCAUGAGCAACGCGAAAACCACCACCUCGGUCACGUCAACCGCUGCGGCCGCGGCCGCUACGGCUGCCAUGUUGUUGCACCAGCACCGGUUACCGUUGAACCAUCACGCCGCCACCGCGUACCAUCAACACCAGCAGCACCAGCACCACUUGCAACAUUUGCACCACCAACAUCGGAUCCAACAAGAGCAGCAGCAGCAGCAGCAGCAGCAGCAACAGCAACAGCAACAGCAGCAGCACCAGCAGCAGCAACAACAACACGGUGCCACCGCGGCCCAGGAAGCUGCGGUCGCGCAGCAACAGCAGCACAUCAAACGGCCCAUGAACGCGUUCAUGGUGUGGUCCAGGGGACAGCGGCGCAAGAUGGCCCAGGAGAACCCGAAAAUGCACAACUCCGAGAUAAGUAAGCGGCUGGGCGCCGAGUGGAAGCUCUUAAACGAACCUCAGAAACGACCGUUCAUCGACGAAGCCAAACGGUUAAGAGCACUGCACAUGAAGGAGCACCCGGACUACAAGUACCGUCCACGACGCAAGCCCAAGACGAUGGUGCAGAAGAAAAACGACACCGGUGCAACGGGCGGCAAACCGGUGCCGUACUCGGUGCGCGACCUGUUACCGCAACACGACUCGCCGGCCACGAGCAUCGGUAACGGCGGCGGGUCGACCGCGACCACCGGUUCGAUGCUGAUGUCAGUGGCGGGCGAUCAACAGUCCGCCGCGACCGCGGCGGCGGCAGCGGCAGCAGCGGCCGCGGCGGCCGUGGCCAAAUUCCCGCGCGCGUACUUCUCGCCGUAUCACCACCACCACCACUACCCGCCGUCGUUCUACCAGCAGGUGGCCAAGGACCUGUCGGCCGCGGUGGUGGCCGGCGGAGGCGGCACCGACGCGUCCACCGCGGGCAAAGCCGUCCACGACUUUGCGUUGCACGCGUUCUACGGCAGUUCGCUGUACUCGCGUGCCGUGUCGUUGGCCACAGCGUGGCCGAUGAUGACCGCGGCCGCCGCGGCGAACGUAACGGCCAGCGGCGGCGGUGGCGACGGCGACGGUGGCGGUGGCGCUGGCGGUGGCGGCGGCUCGGUUUGCCCGGUCGACUGCGUCGAGUGCGGCCAACACGCGGAACGCUCGCCGCGGCCGCUCUCGCUUCCGCCGUCGUUACCCGUGCAACCGUUGCCCAGGCCGUCGCACGAGUCCCCUGGGUCGUCGUGCACCCCGUCGCCGCCCGCUCGAACGCUCAGCCCGAUCUCGACCGCCGGUUCGGCCGCGGCCACCAUCAAGCGGCCCAUCGCCCUGAUCGUGAAACCCGAACGCGUGGUGCCGGCCCACCUCCAUCCGCAGCACGUCAUAUGAAAACCGUUGCCGGUUCUUCCGGAACCGGCCGCCGGUGCAGCCACCGCGAUGUCGUCCGUACGGCCGUGCGGUUGGCCGCAGUACUCGUCGUCCGCGUCGCCGCCACCGCCGCCACUGGCGCCGCCGCCGCCGCCGCCGCCGCCGUCGUCGUCGUCGUCGUCUUCGCCGUCUCCUCUGUCCAACCCGCCGUGGUGGCUGCAACAGUUGCAGCAGCAGUUGAUGAUGUGCAGCGGCAUGAACAAUCCCGGACCGGCGCAGCCCACGCAGCCGACCGCCGCAGCGCAGGACCGAGCGGAUUAGAGAGUUGCACGCGGGUGAUUGAAAUUCGAUUUUUAAAAGUUCCACGUCCCGGUUUCCGUCACAUAAAGCGUCAAAUCAAAUAUCCGCACAAAAAAAUGAUCGAUGACCGGAACAGUUCGACCGCAUGUUAAAAUCAUUUUAACGUGCAGUCGAAUCACUGGGAUCUGUAUCGCAAACUGUAAAUAAUACACUCGUGUAACCGAGAAACAUCACGGUUAAAAUGCGAAACUGCAAAUUUGUAACGUAAAUAUUCUUUUAAUAAUUCUUUUUUUUUUCCCCGCGUAAUAAUAAAACUAUCGACAUCACUGAACCGAUCAUUCGUUAUUGUCGAUACCUUUAUCGUGUACAUACGUUAUUAAAAUUAUGUUGCGGCGUGUUAGCCAUUCGUACCUAUUUAUAUACAUUAUUAUAAUACGUAUAAUGUAUAAAAAGAUUAAACUUAAAAUAACUGUGUUAUUUGCAGAAUCCGUUGAGCACAUGUGUUUAAUACAGCUGAGAAUGGUUGGGUUGAAAUUUUAUUUGGUUUAUUUGUUGGAAAAUAUAAUUUCUAACCAUUUACAAUAUACUUAGUACUCGUUUGGUAACGAUUUUUUUAAACUUUAUGUACAUAAAUUAAUACGUUUCAACCUCUUCGCCUGUUUUAAUAUAUUUAAUCGUAUAAAUGCUUACCUUUUGAUUUAAUUAUUUUAAUCACCAAGAAGAACAAAACAAGCAAUGUAUCGAUAUUCAUAUAUUUGUUGCAAUGGGAUAGUUUUGAAAAGUUAACACUACAGUCAUUCUUAGUAUCCGGUUAACUAAACACAACGGUCUGUUGUCGAGAAGUAUACGAUUUUUUAACUCGAAAUAACGUUCUUGAUCUCAGCGACCGGUAAAUAAAUAUUUUUUAAAUUACUAUUGUGUUUAGUUUAUUUUUCAUGAGUAUAAAUAUAAAAUAUAGACCAAAAUAUUAUUUCAGUGACAAACCAUAAGAUAAAAAGUCAAUUCGAUUUUCAUUAUUCCCGAGUUAAUUCAGGUAAAAAAAAUUGUUUUACUGUUAAUGUUCCACUGUACUUUUUUAUUGAAUAAAAACAAAUUAAAUAUUGCUUCGCCGUUAAAUUGAAAUGAACGAGAAGAGGAUAAAAGCAAAAAAAAAAAAUUAAUAAAUAAGAAUAAUCAUUUAAAAAAAAAAAACUCCAUUAUAUACGAUUUAUAUCAAUUUUAUUAAUUAGAAAGCGUUCGAUAAAAUAAAAACUUAAAGAUAGAAAGAUUCUUCAUAUAUUACAAUACCUUCACAAUACCUGGUAUUGUGUUUUACAUUAUAAUAUCUUUAUUUUAAUCAUACAAUAGGUAUUAAUAUUGGUAAAACUAUUGGUUUUAUUUAAAAAGACGUUUGUCCUCGUUAUGGAUCAAAACAUUAAGUUCGCAGUGACAAUGAAGUGCAAUGGAAUGUAAGAAAGUACCUGAAUUGCCUAACUGGCUCGCCGUGUGGCAUGUAAUUAAGAAUAAAAAUCCCGUCUAAUAUGUUAUAAUAAUAGUGUAUAAAUAAAACAUAUGCUUUGUGUUA